AUGCCUUCAAAGACAGUUGUUCUGAUUACAGGCGCCAAUAGCGGCAUUGGCUAUGAAGCCGCGAAAGCUUUGUUGCAGUCGAAAAAAUCGUACCAUGUCUUGUUGGGCGCAAGGUCACGCGAGAAGGGCGAGGCCGCAACCGACCAGCUGCAAAAGGAAAUUUUUGUUUCGCCCAGCAGUAUCGAGUUUGUUCAGGUUGACAUCCUGAGCAAUGAAUCCAUUCGCGAGGCUUUCCAGACCGUCGAAGCGAAGUACGGUGUCCUGGACGUUCUCAUCAACAACGCCGGUGUUGCUCUCGACUUUGUGUCCCAGAAUGGCGAUGACGACGACGAGCUUCGUGUUGUUCGCGAUGCCUUCGACAAUAGUUACCGCACCAACGCCACUGGAAGCCACGUCAUGACACAUGCCUUCGCACCGCUCCUUGUGAAAUCGACCGAUCCCCGUCUCCUCUUUGUUACCAGCGGCCUCGCCACUCUCGCAAGCACAAGAGAGAACGGCCUUCAGCCCCACAUGAAAACGCCAAACGUCCCAGCUGGUUGGCCCAAGCCGUCGCUGGCAAAGGCGCAGGGAGCGUACCGAUCAAGUUGA
Diaporthe amygdali is the source of this 588-nucleotide messenger RNA. Its product is annotated as Short-chain dehydrogenase/reductase tropE. The record is from RefSeq and is a predicted model, not a curated record. The coding region runs from base 1 to 588 and encodes 195 amino acids. The transcript is spliced from 2 exons. NCBI's taxonomy places the organism in Eukaryota, Fungi, Ascomycota, Sordariomycetes, Diaporthales, Diaporthaceae. Gene Ontology annotation, cellular component: membrane.